This is a messenger RNA of Brienomyrus brachyistius, 3768 nucleotides long. Its product is annotated as serine/threonine-protein kinase Sgk1-like. Gene Ontology annotation, biological process: protein phosphorylation. Bases 129 to 1490 code for a protein of 453 amino acids. NCBI's taxonomy places the organism in Eukaryota, Metazoa, Chordata, Actinopteri, Osteoglossiformes, Mormyridae. Gene Ontology annotation, molecular function: ATP binding; protein serine/threonine kinase activity. The record is from RefSeq and is a predicted model, not a curated record. The transcript has 12 exons.
GUUAAGGGGUGCGCUCGCAGGCUUUGCUCAACGUAGUGGGCGCUGAAAGCAGAUUUUCCCACAGUUUUAAACGUGCUCCGGAGUGUCUGCAACGUUUUGCCAGUUUCGUCGUCUUUUCUGUAAAUUAUAUGAUGGCUUUUACUGAAGCUAGAUAUGACUUUACAUAUUCAAAAAUGAGAGGGAUUGUAUCAAUUCUUGCCGGUUUCAUCAAGGAGCGAAAACUUGGUUGGAACGAAUUAAUUCAGAAGCUAAUUUUGACUUCCGGUUUAUAUCCGCGGUCGUAUUUCAGAACGUACCUAAAGAUUCACGAGAACCAUAAUAAGGAGACUGAAGGAGGAUUCAAAGUAAAUUCGCCGUCCCUGGCUGAGGACAGCCAAGUCAGACCAUGUGACUUUGACUACCUCAAGGUCAUUGGCAAAGGAAGCUUUGGCAAGGUUCUUUUGGCCAGACACAAAGAAACUUCCCAUUAUUAUGCUGUGAAGGUCCUUCAGAAGAGGAUUGUACUGAAGAAGAAAGAGCAAAAGCACAUCAUGGCCGAGCGCAGCGUUCUCCUGAAGAACCUACAGCACCCCUUCCUGGUGGGCCUGCACUACUCCUUCCAGACUUUUGAUAAGCUCUACUUCGUGCUGGAUUAUGCCAACGGUGGAGAGGUGAGCACCUGCUCUGAUGAGCCCUGCCUGAACAUGGCUGGCUGUCUGUGUGUGAGUGGGUGUCUAUUAAAGCUGUGUAUCCCCUCUCUCAAGCUAUUUUGCCACCUCCAGCGUGAGCGGGUGUUCCUGGAACCCCGUGCCCGGUUUUAUGCAGCAGAGAUAGCUGGUGCAUUAGGCUAUCUGCACAGCAUACACAUCAUAUACAGGGACCUGAAGCCAGAGAACAUCCUGCUGGACUCACAGGGCCACAUCAUGCUGACGGACUUCGGCCUUUGCAAGGAAAGUCUGGAGCACGAUGAUGUCACCUUUACAUUUUGUGGGACCCCAGAAUACCUGGCUCCUGAGGUGCUGCAGAAGCAGGCGUAUGACCGCACAGUGGACUGGUGGUGCCUGGGGGCUGUUUUGUAUGAGAUGCUAUACGGCCUGCCUCCGUUUUACAGUAGCAAUACAGAUGAAAUGUACAACAACAUCCUGAACAAGGACCCAGUUCUCAAGCCAAAUGUGUCUAAUGCUGGUCGAGCAUUGCUGGAGGCUCUGCUGCAUAAAGACCGAACUCAGAGAAUGGGGGCACGCAAUGACUUUAUGGAGGUCAGAAGCCACGCCUUCUUCUCACCCAUCAACUGGGAUGACUUGAUGGCCAAGAAGACCCAGCCUCCUUUUGUCCCUCCAUUGGCUGGGCCUACCGAUUUGAGGCAUUUUGACCCUGAGUUCACCCACCUCCCAGUGCCUGGUUCCCUGUGCAACCCUGACAGCAGCACAGUGACCAGCAGCAUGCGGGAGGCGGCCGGUGCUUUUCCCGGGUUCUCAUAUGGAUCUUCAAUUGACCAGGCCUUAGAUUAGGGGGGGACCUACCUCUUUCCCAGUCUGCUGGGUGGUUUGGUCGACGGCACCUUCAUGUCUAAACAGCAACAGAGUUUGAAGUGCGACCUCUCUGAUGUGUUUGUGGUCAGUGGACCAGGAAUGUGUGAACAGAGGAUGUGAGAUUUCCAGGGCCAGAGUACAAGCCCGUGUACGUCACUGUAACUACCCUCACCCAGGGUAUGCCCAUUCACACGACCUGUUUUUGACUCCAAAUUUGUUUUGUGAAAUUGUAUUGCAAAAUAUAUAUUAUAUAAAAUGUCAUGUAAACUCAUUGCUAAUGCACUCUAUAGAAGUUUAGCAAUUUUAGACACAUUUCAUGUAUUACACACAGUAAGGUGGCCAUGGCUGAUUUUUAAAGGCAAUGGUAACACAGAACAUGCUUUCUCCAUAUUCUAGAUCACAAUGAUGUUCUCCUCUCCCUCUCACGUCCUGGAUCUCACAUCCUCCCUUUUGAGUUGCAUUUGGUGCAGCUUGAGUGUCUGUCUUUACUGGAGUUUCAGCAAGCCUGGCUGCAUUAAAUGUGUUCGCACAAUGAAAUGCUUGACUAAGAUUAUGAUUAUGUAUGAACUAUGGACCAACCGUAUUUUGUGUGUGUAUAUAUGUAUCAGGAUUGUGUUAUUCAAGUCCAGGAUCUGAGUCCAACUUGAGUUGCAUUUUUGUGUGACUUGGACUUGAGUCAUAUGGGACUCAGACUUGCACUUAGACUCAGUUGCUUUUGACACUGUGAUUUGUAAUUAUAAAAAGACAUCUAAGGCCUGCAAUAUACAUUAAUAGUUCAUUUUAAAACAUGAAAUUCUACUAUCCUACUAAAUGUGUCUACCAGUGCUUAUUAGGGGUAUGGGGAGAAAAGGAUUCAGGUACAAAUCGCAAUUCUUCACGGCGGCAAGUAUUAGAUUCCCGUGAGAGAAAUAUUAAUUUUUAAGUAUCACAUUAAAUGUAAGUUACUGUGAUUAUGCUGUUCACAUAUUACUAAUAUAUUUGCCCAGUUGCACACUGCCCGCUUUUGUUAAGUGACUGAUAUGUGCGAGUUUGACACAGUACUAUCAUCAAUAACAAAGUGUCUUUAGAGACUUCAGUUUGGGAUCAUUUUGGAUUCUAUUGUGUAAACAGACACCUAAACAUGAGCAUGGCUGUCUGCUGGCUUCAUGGUUCGGAAAUUCGGAACAGCAGGAAAACGGAAUUUGUUUUGAAAUUAUUAUUAAAACUGUGUACACAAAUGUUUUCUUUGACAAAAACUAUAGACAUGGGCACACUGCUCUACAAUACUCAGUUGUGAGGGUACUGAGUACAGUGCAGUAUAGUAUUAGGGGCUGUGUGUGGCUCAGUGUCUCUGUGCCUGUGAUCAGAAGCUUACUGGUUCAAGCCUGCUCUCAGUAUAUCUGAGGCUCCUUCCCGCGAGGCCCUUAACCCCCCAGCUCCCUGGGUGCUGCAAUAGGUGGCUGCCCUUCACAACCAGCUUGCUCUCACCCACACUGAGCAAGUUGAUGGAGGCGUAAAGAGAAUUUCGCCAGAAGGGGGGGGGGGGGGGGGGCACUCUCAGCACCCCUACUUCCAGAGUUACUGAUAGACCCGACAAACAAAUAUGGGUAUAUCACAUUAGGGGGGUCUCCUACCAUUAAUGCUUAUGCAUGAAAUGGUUCACAUUUCAUGCAUACAAAUAGUUCUUUGCUAGGUAUCAUAUUUCUGAUUAACACUAGAUACUAUAAUACUAAAAUCUAUUUUAUUGUACAAAUUCUUUUAAUAAAACCAGUACACUCCUAUGUUGUACAUUACAUAUGUCUGAGUUUGCGCAUUUCUGUAUAAUAACUGUGUAUAAUGUGUAUAUGACAAACACAGUUUUGUAUAUAAUGAUUCAGACUCACUACUCAGGCACUCCUGACUUACGGUGACAUUACUACAACCCUGAUAAAUACACACAUGCUACUGUAUAGUGCUGUAAAAAAAAUGCUGAUUAACUUUUUUUCUGAAGGAGAAUCGACAAGAGAUUAAGCAAUAACAUAACUUAAAUGAAGCUAAGUGAUUGAGGUCAAAUCCAUAAUAACUGUCAUCUGCACACUUUGAUUUAGAAAUGACAAGCCCUCGGAUGCAUUUAGAUGCUUUUGUCCAAACUGACAGAAAUGUGACGGUCAGUCAGUAUCCUUGGAUCAGCUGUGUUUAAAAGCCUUGUUCAGGGGGCCAGUGGUGAUGUUUCUCUGCUGGCCACAGAAUCCGAACCAGCGACCUUUUCACAGCCAGAGCACUAUAACUCACUGAGGCU